Molecule: messenger RNA, 2673 nt
Organism: Pestalotiopsis fici W106-1
Lineage: Eukaryota; Fungi; Ascomycota; Sordariomycetes; Amphisphaeriales; Sporocadaceae
Product: DNA topoisomerase 1
Exons: 4
Coding region: 1-2673 (890 amino acids)
Biological process (GO): DNA topological change; chromosome segregation; DNA replication
Cellular component (GO): chromosome; nucleolus
Molecular function (GO): DNA binding; DNA topoisomerase type I (single strand cut, ATP-independent) activity
Source: RefSeq, a predicted model, not a curated record
AUGGCUUCAGACUUUUCCGACGACGACAUGCCCUUGUCGCGACCCAAUGGACGUCUCUCGGCAGCAACCGUCUCAAAAUCGGACCAAGCCAUGGACGCCUCUUCCAAGGGCGGGUUGCCCGCACCUGUCUCGAUCCGCAAUGGUCCCGUGAACGAGGACAAUGCUAUGGACGUGGACGGCCAACACCUCAACGGCCUUGUCAAGAGAAAGUCGCGAACUUCCAAUGUUAGCUACAAGGACGAAUCCGACAGUGAUGAUGCGCCCAUAGCCAAACGUCAGAGGAAAUCCUCAGGCAUCGCGGAAGGCGCAGGCCUCCCUCCAAAGCCGACAAAGGCAGACUUGAUUGACAGUGACUCGGAUGACGACAAGCCUCUCACUGCCAAGUUGGCUCAGAAGAAGAAGGACAUUGAAGUUGCAGCUGCCAGAGAGGCAAGAGCCAAGAGAAAGUCCAUCAAGGAUGAGUCGGACUCGGAUGCGCCUCUGGCGGCUCCAAAGAAGAGACAAUCAAAUGGAGUCGCCAAGUCCAACGGUGUCAAGAAGGACCCGGAUUCUGAUUCGGAUGCACCUCUCAAGAAGCAGCCUGCAAAAAAGGUGGCCAAACCAGCUCCAGCAACAAAGGGUAAGACUGCCACGCCAGCAAAGAAGACUCCCGCAAAGAACGUUGUCAAGAAGGCUGCUAGCAGUAAGGCUGCGAGCGAGGACGUUGAAGAUGAAGAUGAGGCCGAAAGAUGGUGGGAUAAGCCCAUGAUUGAGGAUGACGGCAUCAAGUGGCAGACUCUUGAGCACAACGGUGUCAUGUUCCCGCCAGCCUAUGAGCUUCUCCCCAAGAAUGUCAGGCUCAUUUACGAUGGAACACCUGUCAUGUUGCAGCCCGAAGCAGAAGAAGUUGCUAGCUUCUACGGAGCCAUGCUCGACAGUCAACACGCAUCAAAUCCCGUCUUCCAAAAGAACUUUUUCGAGGACUUUCGAGGAGUCCUCGCCGAACACGGUGGCGCCAAGGAUAAGCAAGGCAACAAGGUGAACAUCAAGGACUUUGACAAGUGCGACUUCAAGCCAAUCUUUGACUACUACAAGGCAAAGUCAGAGGCCAAGAAGACGCGCACCAAGGAGGAAAAGAAGGCCGAGAAGGAGAAAAAGGACAAGGAAGAAGAGCCCUUCAAGUUCUGUGUCUGGAAUGGCAGAAAGGAAAAGGUGGGCAACUUUCGCAUCGAACCUCCUUCGCUUUUCCGCGGCCGUGGUGAGCACCCCAAGACUGGUCGACUCAAGCUUCGUGUCGAGCCGGAACAGGUCACCAUCAACAUUGGCAAGGGAGCCAAGGUGCCCGAGCCUCCUGCCGGUCACAAGUGGAAGGCUGUCAAGCAUGACCAAAAUGCGUCUUGGCUGGCCAUGUGGCAGGAGAACAUUAAUGGCAACUACAAGUAUGUCAUGACGGGUGCAGAUUCCAGUACCAAGGGUCAGAGCGACUUUAAAAAGUUUGAAAAGGCCCGCAGUCUCAAAAAGUACAUUGACCGCAUUCGUCGAGACUACAACAAGGAUCUCAAGUCGAGCGUUAUGGGCGAUCGGCAGCGCGCUACCGCCAUUUACCUGAUUGAUAAACUUGCCCUCAGAGCAGGUAACGAAAAGGACACGGAGAAUGAAGCCGAAACCGUCGGUUGCUGCUCUCUCAAGUAUCAGCACAUUACACUGAGAGAGCCCCAGACUGUCAUUUUUGACUUUUUGGGCAAGGACAGUAUUCGGUAUUAUGACGAGGUUGAGGUGGAGAAGCAGGUGUUCAAGAACAUAAGGCUCUUCAAGAAGCCUCCCAAGGGUGAGGGUGAUGACAUUUUUGAUCGAUUGACCACGUCGUCCUUGAACAAGCACCUCAACGGCUACAUGCCUGGCUUGACUGCCAAGGUGUUCCGUACCUACAAUGCCUCCUGGACCAUGAGCAGACUCCUCAAGGAGCUAAAAUUCCCGCCCAACGCCACCAUUGCCGACAAGAUGGUCGAGUACACCAAGGCCAACCGCGAGGUGGCCAUUCUGUGUAACCACAAGCGUACUGUUGGCGCAAACCACGCCGUCGCCAUGGAGAAGAUGGGUGACCGAAUCAAGGGCAUCAAGUUCCAGAUUUGGCGUCACAAGCUGAUGCUGCUCAAUCUCGAUCCCAAGUUGAAGAAGAAGCGAGGCGCCGACUAUUUUGCCCUGGAAGAAGAACUCAACAACAAUGAAUGGGUUCAAGAGCACAUCAACUUCCUUGUCGAGGAUCAGCGCACAAAGAUUACCAAGAAGUUCGAAAACGACAACAAGAAGCGUGUCGAGAACAAGGAGAAGCCGUUCCCUGAGAAGGAGCUUAAGGAGCGACUCAAGGCUGCCGACGACCUUGGCAAGGAGCGCAGAAAGGAGUGGAAGUCCAAAAAGGUAGAGGCCGAGGGCAAGGGCCCGACUGUGGCAAAGAUUGAUGCCAAGAUUGAAAAGCUCGAAAACAGUCUGAACCAGGCCGAGCGCAAGAUGGAGACUCAAGAGGAUAACAAGGAGGUUGCUCUGGGCACCUCUAAGAUCAACUACAUUGAUCCUCGCCUCUCGGUUGUCUUUUGCAAAAAGUUUGACGUCCCCAUCAACAAGGUCUUUUCAAAGACUUUGGAGGCCAAAUUUGAGUGGGCCAUCAAGUCUGUCGAUGAGAACUGGGAGUUUUAA